Oxyura jamaicensis (ruddy duck) is the source of this 1008-nucleotide messenger RNA. RefSeq names its product haptoglobin-like. The record is from RefSeq and is a predicted model, not a curated record. Gene Ontology annotation, molecular function: serine-type endopeptidase activity. Gene Ontology annotation, biological process: acute inflammatory response; proteolysis. Lineage: Eukaryota; Metazoa; Chordata; Aves; Anseriformes; Anatidae. The transcript is spliced from 5 exons.
AUGGGAACUGCAGUGCUGCUGUUUGCUGGCCUGGCCUGGACUCUGCUGGAGAUCACUGCUGCCACUACGGAGUGGAGCUGUGCAAAGCCCGCCGAGAUUGAGCAUGGCCACGUGGAGCACUUGAUCAAGUACCACUGUGAUCCGUACUACCGGCUGCGCAGCUCUGGCGAUGGCACAUACAAAUGCGAUGAAAAUCUGGCGUGGGUGAGCCCCGAAGCUGGCAAGGAGGCGCCCGUUUGUGAGCCAGUGUGCGGCAAACCCGAGAACCCCCCUGCCCCGAUGCAGCGCAUCAUCGGGGGUCUGCUGGCCGGGAAGGGCAGCUUCCCUUGGCAGGCCCGGAUGGUGAGCCGCCACAACCUCACCACGGGGGCUAUGCUCAUCAGCGACCAGUGGCUGCUGACCACAGGCAGGAACGUCUACCUGAACCACAGCGAGGAGGCCACGCCCGAGGAGAUCGCCCCCGCGCUGCAGCUCUUCCUGGGCGGCUGGGGGCAGCCCGCCCUGGGCGUCGAGCGCGUGGUGCUGCACCCCGGCUACCCUGUGGCCGUGGACCUGGCCCCGCUGAAGCUCAGGCAGAAGGUGCCCAUCGGGGCGGAGGUGAUGCCCAUCUGCCUGCCCCAGCGGGACUAGGUGCAGCCGGGGCGUGUGGGUUACGUCUCGGGCUGGGGGCGCGGCGCCACCUUCGCCUUUCCCGAGGCGCUGAAGUACGUGAUGCUGCCCGUGGCCGAGGCCGACAAGUGCCGGCAGUACUACGCGGCGCAGGGGCCGCACGGCGUCCGGCCCGUCCUCGGCAACGCCACCUUCUGCGCGGGCACGAGCGAGCUGCGCGAGGACACCUGCUACGGGGACGCCGGCGGCGCCUUCGCCGUGCGGGACACCGGGGACGGCGCCUGGUACGCGGCCGGCGUCCUCAGCCACGACAGGACCUGCGCCGCCUCCAAGUACGACGUCUACGUGGACGUGCGGCGCGUGAUGGACUGGGUCCGGGAGACGGUGGCGGCCGCCUGA